AGUCACACUCUCUCACUCCCUCGGCUUUUCUUGUGUCCUUCAGCAAAACACUGGAUUUAAAUCUCCUUCCACGAGCGUGAGAGCAACGCAAUCUGUCAGGAAAGAAAGGAAGAAAAAACCGAACCUGACAAAAAAGAAAAAAAAAAAAAAAAGAGGGAGGGAAACCAACAUGAAAACCAUCCAGGCAAAAAUGCACAAUUCUAUCUCUUGGGCAAUCUUCACUGGGCUGGCCGCUCUGUUUCUCUUUCAAGGAGUGCCAGUGCGCAGCGGAGAUGCCACCUUCCCCAAAGCUAUGGACAACGUGACGGUCAGGCAAGGGGAGAGCGCCACUCUCAGGUGCACUGUGGACAACCGAGUCACUCGGGUGGCAUGGCUGAACCGCAGCACCAUCCUCUAUGCUGGGAAUGACAAGUGGUGCCUAGAUCCCCGGGUCGUCCUCUUGACCAACACCAAAACCCAGUACAGCAUUGAGAUCCAGAAUGUGGACGUGUAUGACGAAGGCCCGUACACCUGCUCUGUGCAGACAGAUAACCACCCAAAGACAUCACGAGUCCACCUCAUCGUGCAAGUAUCUCCAAAAAUCAUAGAGAUUUCUUCAGAUAUUUCCAUCAAUGAAGGCAGCAAUAUCAGCCUCACCUGCAUAGCAACAGGUAGACCAGAACCUACAGUUACUUGGAGACACAUCUCUCCCACUGCUGUUGGCUUCAUGAGUGAAGAUGAAUACUUGGAAAUUCAGGGCAUCACUCGGGCACAAUCUGGAGACUACGAGUGCAGUGCUUCCAAUGAUGUAGCGGCACCAGUGGUGAGGAGAGUCAAAGUCACCGUGAACUACCCACCAUACAUUUCAGAGGCUAAAAGCACAGGAGUUGCUGUGGGACAGAAGGGAACGCUACAGUGUGAAGCAUCUGCUGUCCCUUCAGCAGAAUUCCAGUGGUACAAGGAUGAUAAAAGGCUGGUUGGAGGACAGAAGAGAGUGAAAGUUGAAAACAGACCAUUCCUCUCAAAGCUCAUCUUCUUCAAUGUCUCUGAACAUGACUAUGGGAACUACACUUGUGUGGCCUCCAACAACCUAGGCCACACCAAUGCCAGCAUCACACUGUUUGAAAUAAAUGAGCCCACAAGCUCAGCUUUGUUCCAAGAAGAGAAAACUACAGUCAUGACACCUUGGAAAGCCCCUGGCGCAGUCAGCGAAGUGAACAAUGGGACGUCAAGGAGGGCUGGUUGCAUUUGGCUCUUACCCCUUCUCAUCUUGCAUCUGUUGCUCAAAUUUUGAUGUGAGCGUCACUUCCCCACUGGGGAUCAGCCUCUACCACCUGCAACCACCAACUCAACAGCAGCAACAAAAGCA
Gracilinanus agilis (Agile Gracile Mouse Opossum) is the source of this 1348-nucleotide messenger RNA. RefSeq names its product neurotrimin-like. NCBI's taxonomy places the organism in Eukaryota, Metazoa, Chordata, Mammalia, Didelphimorphia, Didelphidae. Gene Ontology annotation, cellular component: neuron projection. The coding region runs from base 170 to 1273 and encodes 367 amino acids. The record is from RefSeq and is a predicted model, not a curated record. The transcript is spliced from 10 exons.